UAGGAGAUAUAAAAAGGAGAAAUCGAGUUACUAGGAGCGAGACUAAUUUUCCAAACAUGGAUGCCAUAAACACGCAGCAGAUAUCAUCAGCAAGGAAGAUCGAGAAGGUGGUCGUUCAUCCACUCGUCUUGCGUAAUAUCGUCGACAAUCACAACCGCAUGGCUGGGGCCUCGGGAAAGCGUGUUGUCGGUGUUCUUCUCGGCAGUAGCUCCCGUGGUAUCGUUGGUGUCACCAACAGCUACGCAGUGCCCUUCGAGGAGGAUGACAAAGACCCAAGUAUCUGGUCUUUUGAUUCCGACCACCAUGAGUACAUGUUGCGCAUGUUCAAGGGCCUUAACGACAACGAAGAUGUGGUUGGUUGGUACAGCACAUGCCCUAAACUCAGAAAGAAUGAUUUGGCUGUUCACGCUUCUAUCUUUAGGAGCUGCGGCUAUGUUCUCAAUCCAGUUGUGUUGGUCACUAUUGACGUCCAGCCUCAACCACUUGGAAUUCCCACAAAAGCUUACUUUGCAGUGAAGGAAGCCUUCGUCCCUCUGUCUACAGAAAUUGCCCCUCCUGAAGUUGAUCAUAUAGGCGGGAGUGUCCUGGUGACUGAGAUGACUCCGGGUGGUGAUAAUGGCUUGGUGGAUUUUUUGGAAGAUUACUACAUGUAUGUCAAAAACAGUGUUAGGAUUAGCGUUUCAGGAUAUGACACUUCGCUUGAUGCUGUUGAUCUUGUUGGAUAUUUGGAGAAGCACUUUGAGUCAUGUGGUUCUGUGGAGGACAUUAUGGUGCCGAGACACCCGGUAACCAAUGCGAUUAUCAGCAGUUCUACUACCGUGGUUCUCCGCGGAGAAGGUGCAGCAGAUAAGGCGUUGGCUCUCAACGGAAGUGACGUUGGAGGAUGGAGAGUGUCUGUCACCAUUUUACCACCCGAGCUGGAUGAGAUGAGCUCUGAGAUGACUGCCCGCGAGUUUGCUCUUGGUUAAGCCAGCCGCUGAGAACCCCUGUUAAAAUUA
Raphanus sativus (radish) is the source of this 998-nucleotide messenger RNA. Its product is annotated as 26S proteasome non-ATPase regulatory subunit 7 homolog A. Gene Ontology annotation, molecular function: metallopeptidase activity; nucleic acid binding; protein binding. The transcript has 7 exons. The record is from RefSeq and is a predicted model, not a curated record. Gene Ontology annotation, cellular component: proteasome complex. Bases 57 to 968 code for a protein of 303 amino acids. Lineage: Eukaryota; Viridiplantae; Streptophyta; Magnoliopsida; Brassicales; Brassicaceae. Gene Ontology annotation, biological process: proteasome-mediated ubiquitin-dependent protein catabolic process.